AUGGGAGGCUUUUUCACAAAAUUGUUUGAUCGUCUCUUCGGCAAAAGGGAGAUGAGAAUUCUUAUGGUCGGUCUCGACGCUGCUGGGAAAACCACCAUCUUAUAUAAGCUUAAACUCGGUGAAAUCGUUACAACCAUUCCAACUAUUGGCUUUAACGUGGAGACUGUCGAAUAUAAGAAUGUAAAUUUCACUGUUUGGGACGUUGGAGGCCAAGAUAAAAUUCGUCCUCUUUGGCGUCAUUACUUCCAAAAUACUCAAGGAUUAAUUUUUGUUGUGGAUAGCAACGACGUCGAACGAAUAUCAGAGGCUAAGGAGGAGCUUUAUAGAAUGCUUGGUGAGGAUGAACUACGUGACGCCGUCCUUCUCGUUUUUGCAAACAAACAGGAUCUUCCUAAUGCUUGCCCUGCUAGUGAAAUUACCCGAAGACUCGAUUUGAAUAAGCUCAAGAAUCGUGAUUGGUACAUUCAAGCAACUUGUGCAACUUCUGGCUCCGGCCUCUAUGAGGGACUUGACUGGAUGUCGAAGAUUUUGCAAGAUAAGAGUCGAUAA
Molecule: messenger RNA, 549 nt
Organism: Rodentolepis nana
Lineage: Eukaryota; Metazoa; Platyhelminthes; Cestoda; Cyclophyllidea; Hymenolepididae
Source: the annotation of a GenBank genome assembly